CUUGGAGAAAGCCUUACUUUGAUUCUUUUGACAAGAUAUCUUGAAAUGGUCUGUGCUUGGCGAGGUUGUUGCAUCUUGCCUAUUAUACUCUACUAAUUAACUUGACUUCAAUUUCAUCUUGCCUGUUCCUCCAAUCACCUCGGCCUAUCCUCUCUGCCCUGGCUAGACGUGCAUCUGUCAGCACCGUGUCUGCUGCACCUUACCCUGCAUAGUCCCCAGCUACCAGGCCAACCGUUGGAGAGUCUGGGGUAGAAGCCUCCACUCUAGAGAGCUUAUCCUCUGCCACUGUCAUGUGUCAUUUCCAGCUAUUUUAAGGCUGAGAGUUGCGUCCUUCUAUCCAAUCAUCCUCCAUCUCUUCACCUCCGGCUCCACCAUGGCCAGUAUAGUCACCGGCCCUCUCGGUCGAUUCCGUAAGAACGGAUCCCACAAACGACUGCACGAACGAUGGGGCGACAUGGGCAUCACCGUUCCCACCGAGGGCUCCUGGAACCAGCGCGACAACCCCCACCGGUCAUCAGACCGUCGACGACCCGCCUAUGAAGUUCUCAGUCGAGGACAAGAUAGUCCUAUCGAGGAUCAUCACGAAUCUACCCAACCCAGCUCUUUCUCUGUCAAGGCGCUAAACCCACGCCGUCUUUCCAUGCGCAUCAGCUCCCGCUCCAAACCCACCACCGACAGCCCUAAAGAGAACACUACCCCCACCGACCGUCAAACCAAAGCAGAGAGGCGGGUGUCUCAGUUCACCUACCGACCAAUUCACCAAGAUUAUCCCACGGAGAUGGCUGAAAAGGCUUCUCGACAGAGUCAGCACUCUCCCCGAUUCAAGUACAUCCCUACUGCGCCUCAGUAUGCUGAGGAACUUGGACUCCCGACUUCACGUCGCUGGUCGAGUCAGCGGCAUAGUGUGCAGAGUAGUUGUCCGAGUGAGGGUACGCGGCGGAGUCAUCGCCGGUAUCCUGAUGCUGCAGAGGAUUGCUACGAUGAUGAGUACUACGAGGAGAGGAGAGAGCGGUAUGAACGACCUUUAUCUACUCGACGAGAUAGGAGCAGUGUGGACUACUAUAGUGCUGCUGCUAGUCGACGGGGCAGUCCGGCGUUGGGUCGCAGUGGGGGAGCCACAGAGAAGCGGGGCCGAUCUGGGAGAAACUUGACGACAGCGAUGGUUCCGGAUGCUGAUGAUAUUUAUGGAUAAUUAAUGAUUGUUUACGUGAUGUUGACCCGG
Messenger RNA from Aspergillus neoniger CBS 115656, 1222 nucleotides. RefSeq lists its product as uncharacterized. Lineage: Eukaryota; Fungi; Ascomycota; Eurotiomycetes; Eurotiales; Aspergillaceae. Bases 374 to 1192 code for a protein of 272 amino acids. The transcript has a single exon. The record is from RefSeq and is a predicted model, not a curated record.